Molecule: messenger RNA, 2997 nt
Organism: Dromiciops gliroides (monito del monte)
Lineage: Eukaryota; Metazoa; Chordata; Mammalia; Microbiotheria; Microbiotheriidae
Gene: SHISAL2B
Product: shisa like 2B
Exons: 3
Coding region: 179-676 (165 amino acids)
Source: RefSeq, a predicted model, not a curated record
GGAGACUAGCCGCGUAAGCUGCCAAAGCCCUAACCAGAAGAGGCGAUUCGGCUACAGGGGGUGGCAGGAUUGGGAGGAACAGAGAGCAGGAGAGAGGGCUGAGGUGGACCUGGGCACAGGCUUGGAGAGUACACAGUCCAGAACCGGGAGCCUUUCGGUGUCUCUGCUUGCACUGGAGAUGAUCGAAGCCAGCCAAGUCUGUUCUGGCUACUACAGCCUCAAUCACACCUUCGUGGAGACCUUCCAGUGUCCCAGACAUGGAGAGGGGGCCACCCUCAUGUACUGCUGCGGCUUCGCCGACCUCAAGUACUGCUGCGGCGAGCCCGGCAGCUACUUCCCCUACAAGUACAGCUACAUGUGGAGCCUCAGCAUCGGUGCCUUGAUUGGACUGGGAAUUGCUGCCCUUGUUUUACUUGCCUUUGUUAUCAGCGUCUGUGUCCUUUGCUACUUAUUUCUUUACUCAAAACCUCAGCGAUUAGACACUGGACUCAAACUCCAACACCUGGAGGCUUCUUCAGGAGAAGGUAACUCAAGUAGAAAAGCCAAAGUUCCUAAUUCAAGUGCAGUUUCAAAUUCAACAAAUGAAACAUCAUGUGAUGCAGAUGAGAUCAUUCAAGAGAAGCUGAUGGAUACGACAAAUCAACAUUGCUCAUUUGCUAAAAAUACUGCAUUUUAGGAAAUUGGUGGAAGGAUGAGAGUGAAAAUACAAUAUGUAUUUUAGGUAUCUUUGCAAUUUUAGAUGCAGUUUUUCAGUAAGACAUCAGUGACAUAAAGUCACCCCCCCCCCGCCGACACACACAUCUUUACAACAUCACAUUUCCUCAAUAAUUUGGUUUUUUGAGUAACUGAAAUUUCCAUGACUGAAAUGCCUUGCUCAAGGAUGUGGUGUUACUAAAUAACAGGGAAUUAGGUUAAUGGAGUACUUUGGUACAAAUAGUUAAAUUGCCACACAUGGAAGAAAAUAUCUAUUAGUCUAUUAAAAUCUAUGGAGACCUAAGAAGGUCGAUGCCAUAUUGAGUGUUUGAUAAUUUAGUUUAUUAGUCUUAGAACCUCUUUUAAUAAGAAUUGGUACUUUGUUUAUAAUUAUGCAUGGGGUGACGUAACCAAACAAACUAUAUUUCCUGGCUCCAGUCCCUUGAGGACUCUCAAACCUAUGUUUCUUAAGCUUUUCUUCUUAAUCCAUUUUCCCAUUACAAUAAAGAAGUCCAUAUACUUAUGCUGGUUCAUGUGCCAAAAGUCUUGUGUUUCCUCAAUCUAAUUAUAAGGGUCUCUAUAGUAAGUAAUAGGAGUUUCAUAUUAUUCAGUGGAAAGGAAUAAUUCUGGAGUCAGAGGAGCUGGGUUCCCUGUCUUUGGUGCUUAUUAUCUUUGUUACCUUGGCCAAGUCACUUAUAACUUCCCUCCCUAUCAUUUUCCUCACCUGUAAAAUGAGGAGCGUUAGGCUACCUGGUUUCUGAAAUACUUUCCUGGGCUGGCUCUCUAACCCUAACUUGGUACAACAAAUAUUUCCACUGCUUCUCACUAAAGGAUUCUGUAAUCCUACUCUAUAGGCAAUGGGACACAAGUUAGUACAGUAUUUCUACUUUGUGAUUUGUUUUUAAUAUAGUAUGUUAGUUAAUAUUUGGAACAUAGUAAAGUUGUGAAGUAUUAUCAAAAGAUAUUUAUUUUCCUUAAUUGUGUGAUUUCAAAGAUUUGUCUGAAUUGUGAUCUCAGUCUGUCCAGUUCUAAACUUACAAUGGAAAUUAAUGGGGUAAUAGGAUUCAAUUUAUAGUAAAUUUUACUUGGCAUGUUUAUUCUCUUACAUGAAGUAGUCAUCGAUUUUGACCUUUUCACCAAGACUCAUUUUACAAAAGAAAAAGGUAGGCAUCAUUUAUCAGUCUUUGCCAAAAUUCCUAGUAAAAAACCCGAACAAUUCUUAUAGGCCAUUAAUGCAAUAGCUCAUGAGUUAUAGUUAAAAUAAAUGCACUGAACUACAUGUCAAGUUCAAAGAAAUAGUUCAAAUCUGUUUCAGUUUAAAAUUCAAAAUUGCUUUUUAAUAGUGCAUGAAAGUCUGAAAGUUGAAAAAUUGUCAUUUUAAGAAUGACAUUUUGUAUGACUAUAGAGUACCAAGAACUUGUUAUUUAUUUUUGUGAAGGGUGAAAAUUAAUGGCAGUUAUCUACAACACUGUUCUGAAUACUUUGUGAAUUGAUUUCUAAGCUUUUAGGAAAAAAAAUCCAUAAAAUUGGUUAUCUUAACAUUAUAGCCAGAUAUUACCUCUGAUGAACAUUUGGGUUGAAGAACAAGUUUAAGAUAUUGGCAUCGUAUUAUCUUAUAUAUAGUAACUACAUUACAAAGAUCUUUGGGAUGAAAUUUAAAGAUCUGGCAGCUUGAUCCAAUGAGAGUCACUUUGAAUGCUGUUAUGGAAAAGAUUCCAUGUCAAAUAAAGCACAACAGUAUAAUUCUAGUUUUUCCACAUAGCCUUGACAAAUAGUUAAUAUUUUGUUGCUUUUCUCUUCGUAAGUCAUUAUAUGGUUUUCAAUUAGAUUUCUUACUGUUUUCAUUAUUUAGCAAUAAGAAAGAAAUCUUAGAUAGAAAGAAAAACAGUAAAAAUGAGAAAACAAAACAAGCAAAUUGUAUUUGAUAUAGUAUCAAUCCUACAUGUUAUUUGGUUAGGACAAUUUCUCCUUCUAAAUUGUAAUAAAAUAUAUUGUGAUUAUGUUUUAAAAAACAAACCUAAUUUUUAGGGGUAAAUUUCCUACAUAUAUCUUUAAUUUUGUUGUUAAAUGAUAUAAUUUUUACAAUAAUUAUUUAUGGGAUGUAUUUGUUGUCUUAAUUAUGCACAUGUACUUAUUCUAUUCACUUCCAAUUAUUGAAGCUUUUAGAUUCACAAAAAGAUCUGAGAUCAUGGAAUUUCUAUGUGAUAAAAAUGUGUAAUGGAUUAAGGAGAUCCAGUGAAACUUCUUAGUCAACAGAUGGAAUGGGAGAAAAGGAAAGAAGGGGUUGUGUAGAUAGCGGGUAGG